Messenger RNA from Galeopterus variegatus (Sunda flying lemur), 1434 nucleotides. It is a transcript of the gene GATA5, whose product is annotated as GATA binding protein 5. Gene Ontology annotation, molecular function: DNA-binding transcription factor activity, RNA polymerase II-specific; zinc ion binding; RNA polymerase II cis-regulatory region sequence-specific DNA binding. The record is from RefSeq and is a predicted model, not a curated record. Gene Ontology annotation, biological process: cardiac muscle tissue development; negative regulation of transcription by RNA polymerase II; positive regulation of transcription by RNA polymerase II. Gene Ontology annotation, cellular component: nucleus. The transcript has 10 exons. NCBI's taxonomy places the organism in Eukaryota, Metazoa, Chordata, Mammalia, Dermoptera, Cynocephalidae. Bases 1 to 1434 code for a protein of 477 amino acids.
AUGGGGCUCCGAUCCGUCCACAACCGCAAGAGCAGGCCCAGGUCUGGGAGGGGCCUGGCCGUCGUGGGCAGCUGGGGAGUGGGGCGUGAGAGUGGCCCCCGCGGCUUCACCACACUCUGUGUGGCCCAGCAGGAGGCCUGGCCCCUCAGCCAGGAUGGGCAGGCGUGGCUCGCGGUCCCUGGACACCUAUGCCUCAGCCAGGCCACAAAGAUCUACAGCAUGACAGGAGGGCGGCCAGUGGCUGGGCACCCCCUGCUGCCGGAGGCCAGUGUGCUCCAGGUUCGUGUCCCGGAGACGCCCAAGGCCGAGGCUCUUCGACUCCAGCCUCGCAUUCCCCGGCCGCUGCCCCCACGGCGAGUCACGGCCGCCUUCCAUCAUCCCCAUGUCUUUGUCCUCCACCGAGGAGAGAAUACAGCGUGCUCCCUCCGCACCCUGGACCAACAGAGCCCCGGGCCUAGCGGUGAGGCCCUGGCGACUGCAGUCACCGGAGAAAAGAGCGGUUGGGCCCUCACACCCCCAGCGCAGCCACCUUCGAGCGCCCCCAGGGAGGGCUCCACGCAGCACCCGGCCCGCUCGUGUCGCCUGAGUUGGUCGGGGCUCAGCGCUCGGUGCCCCANCGUGGGCGCCUCGUACCCCACCGCCUACCCCGCCUACGUGAGUCCGGACGUGGCCCCGUCCUGGACCGCCGGACCCUUCGAUGGCAGCGUCCUGCACGGUCUACAGGGCCGCCCGAACGGCCUUCCAGGCCGCCGGGCCACCUUCGUGUCCGACUUCUUGGAGGAGUUCCCCGGAGAGGGUCGCGAGUGCGUUAACUGCGGGGCCCUGUCCACACCACUGUGGCGUCGUGAUGGCACCGGCCACUAUCUGUGCAACGCCUGCGGCCUCUACCACAAGAUGAAUGGCGUCAACCGGCCACUCGUGCGGCCCCAGAAGCGCCUGUCCUCGUCCCGCCGUGCCGGGCUGUGCUGCACCAACUGCCACACGACCAACACCACACUCUGGCGGCGGAACGCGGAGGGGGAGCCGGUGUGCAACGCCUGCGGCCUCUACAUGAAGCUGCACGGGGUGCCGCGGCCUCUGGCAAUGAAGAAGGAAAGUAUCCAGACGCGGAAACGGAAGCCUAAGAAUGUCACCAAGACCAAGGGCUCCUCAGGAUCCACAGCAAAUUCCACAGCCUCCCCCUCUGCUGUCUCCAACACCGAGAGCUCAGCAGUCACUUUGAAACCUGAGCCCAGUCUGGCAUCCCCAACGUGCCCCGGGCCCAGCAUCACCUCCCAGGCUCCCAGCCAGGUAGAUGACCCCCUGGCCCCCAGCCACUUGGAGUUCAAGUUCGAGCCCGAGGAGUUUGCCUUACCCUCCACGGCCCUAGGCCCCCAGGCUGGCCUCAGUGGGGCCCUGCGCCAGGAGGCCUGGUGCGCGCUGGCCUUGGCCUAA